AUGAACUGCCCAUCGAGAACAGACGACGCCGAAUCGAAACAUCCAACCUGGAACCAGAACCCUCCUUUCCUGGCCGCCGACCUCACGACGUGCCAGGACCUCGACGGGAUUGCAAACUCGAGAGAACAUAAAGGAGGCAGUAAUGAGGCUGGCUGCUUGCUUCCCGUUGUCAAUACAAAUUAUUUGGAAAAACCCCCGGACGUUGCCGUUCCUGCACUGACUAGGGCGAGGUUCUCCUUUGGACUUGCCUCGCUCCGCAAGACGGUUGCCGGUGGUGAUGGCCGUAACCGUCUUCCAACUCCCUUCGUGACCUAUGCUCCCAUAAUCUCCUCUUUCUGGAGCUGGGCUACCUGGGGAUUUUCUGUCACCGUCACCUCUCUCCUUCUCUCAGUUCUUGGUAGAUACCGAGAAGUGAAUCUGCAACAUAUCGAAACCAAGGAAUUAAAUCUGGACGCUUCUGCACCGCUUCGCAAAAGGUCCACCUGCCCGAGGAAUGAUAUAAGCGAAGACCUCUACAACACGCCGCUCCAUGUUGGUGCUCUGUUCAUUAUCCUGUUCGUCUCGACAAUGGCAUGCUCUUUUCCUAUGUUAGCGACCCGGUUUCCUGGUCUGCGGCUCCCGGGACGCUUCUUCUUCGUCGUUCGGCAUUUUGGCACCGGGGUUCUCAUCGCGACCGCGUUUGUCCAUCUUCUUCCCACUGCAUUCGUCUUGCUCGGAAAUCCAUGCCUCUCUGGCUUCUGGACCGAUGAUUAUCCUGCAAUGCCUGGCGCCAUUGCCCUAGCUGGCAUCUUCCUAGUAACCGUGGUAGAGAUGGUGUUUCACCCGUCCCGACACAUUCGUCCUAUGUCUGAGGUUAGGACCAGCGGUGAACGUCCUCUGACUACCGAUGAAAUUGAUACCCCUCACACUCGCAACUCUCGAGCGGAUCCCACGGUUCCGCUGCGAAACAUGGGGCCUUUGGGCGGGAGAACUUCAAGCAUGGGUCGUAGCCUCUCUCGGGUCAAUGAUCGGAGCGAUUCGGACCAGAUAUCACGCGCAGACGAUCCGACAGUUAAAGCCCAGCCAGAAUCAACUGUGGAAGAACGUGGCGCCGACUUGUCCGUAAGUGCCCUGACUCCAGAGCAGAGGCACCGAAAAGCUAUAUUACAAUGUGUUCUUCUAGAGAUCGGCAUCCUCUUCCACAGCGUUUUUAUCGGCAUGGCCCUUAGCGUCUCGAUCGGCAACGAGUUCGUGAUUCUUCUAAUUGCCAUUACCUUCCACCAGACAUUCGAAGGCCUAGCUCUCGGAUCCCGCAUCGCCUGCAUCACCUGGCCCAAGAAAACUUUACAGCCGUGGUUGAUGGCACUAGCAUACGGAUGCACUACCCCUAUCGGCCAAGCCAUUGGGCUUGCAACCCAUUCGCUCUAUAGUCCAGACUCGGAGACCGGCCUUCUCCUCGUCGGCACCAUGAAUGCAAUCUCAGCUGGGUUGCUGACAUUUGCAUCACUGGUCGAGCUUCUGUCCGAGGAUUUUCUAAGCGAUGACAGCUGGAAAGUGUUGCUGGGCACCAACCGUGUGUGCGCCUGUCUCCUGGUUUUCUUUGGCGCCUUUUCCAUGAGCCUGGUUGGGGCGUGGGCGUAA
Messenger RNA from Rhinocladiella mackenziei CBS 650.93, 1620 nucleotides. RefSeq lists its product as uncharacterized. Gene Ontology annotation, cellular component: plasma membrane. Gene Ontology annotation, molecular function: zinc ion transmembrane transporter activity. The transcript is spliced from 5 exons. The record is from RefSeq and is a predicted model, not a curated record. The coding region runs from base 1 to 1620 and encodes 539 amino acids. NCBI's taxonomy places the organism in Eukaryota, Fungi, Ascomycota, Eurotiomycetes, Chaetothyriales, Herpotrichiellaceae. Gene Ontology annotation, biological process: zinc ion transmembrane transport.